AUGUUUGAAGCGAUUACAGCGUACGGAAUUAGCGGGCGAGCGGCAAAGCGUGACAUUGUACAAGUUCAUUGUAUCAAUCCGCGAGAAUUUGCUGAGGGUAACUACAAACGAGUGGAUGAACGUCCAUUUGGUGGUGGCCCUGGUAUGGUGAUGAUGGCUGAGCCUUUGGCAAAAGCAAUCCACCAUGCCAAAGAGCUUGCAAAGCAAGCAGGUGCAGUUCAGGUUCCUGUGGUGUAUAUGUCACCACAAGGGCAGACCUUAAAUGAACCUGCAGUACAACAAUUCGUUGAAUAUGACGGAUUAAUUGUACUGUGUGGGCGUUAUGAGGGGGUUGAUGAGCGUUUGAUCCAAAAAUAUGUUGAUCAGGAAUGGUCGAUUGGAGAUUACGUGUUAUCAGGCGGUGAACUCCCUGCGAUGGUUUUAUUGGACAGUAUUAUUCGACGUUUGCCGAAUACCAUGUCAGAUGAACAAUCGGCAGUGCAGGACUCAUUUGUGGAUGGUCUUUUAGAUUGCCCACAAUAUACCAAGCCAGAUCAUUUUGAAGGUUUGGAUGUUCCUGAAGUACUUAAGUCAGGGCACCAUGCCAAUAUUGAAAAAUGGCGGUUUUUGCAACGCUAUCAACGCACUUUAGAACGCCGACCUGAGUUGGUGGAACACGUUGAGUUGACCAAGCAGCAAAAAAAAUGGCUAAAAGAUGAGCGAGGGCUCUUUAUUGAUCUGAAUAACAUCAGCAAUAAAGGGAAAGAUAAACGGGUUGAUACGCGAUUUAGCCUCUAUCCCCAGCGGUUGUGCAGACCUCUUCUGUCCCGCAAAACGGAGAUUCCCACAAUGAGUGGUAAACAUCCUUUAGUUCAAGCAAUUGAAAACCAACAGUUAAAAACUGACAUCCCAGCUUUUGCUCCUGGUGAUACAGUUAUCGUUCAAGUAAAAGUAAAAGAAGGUGAGCGUGAGCGUCUUCAGGCUUUUGAAGGCGUAGUCAUUGCGAAGAAAAACCGUGGCUUGAACUCUGCGUUCACAGUACGUAAAAUUUCUAGCGGUGUUGGUGUUGAGCGUGUAUUCCAAACUCACUCUCCAAUCGUUGCUAAAAUCGAAGUGAAACGUCGUGGUGACGUUCGUCGUGCUAAGCUUUAUUACCUACGUGAAUUGUCUGGUAAAGCUGCUCGUAUUCGUGAAAAAUUACCAGCGCGUAAACAAGGUUAA
Molecule: messenger RNA, 1200 nt
Organism: Oppiella nova
Lineage: Eukaryota; Metazoa; Arthropoda; Arachnida; Sarcoptiformes; Oppiidae
Source: the annotation of a GenBank genome assembly